Dictyostelium purpureum is the source of this 3310-nucleotide messenger RNA. RefSeq lists its product as uncharacterized. Gene Ontology annotation, cellular component: cytoplasm. Bases 1 to 3234 code for a protein of 1077 amino acids. Lineage: Eukaryota; Evosea; Eumycetozoa; Dictyosteliales; Dictyosteliaceae. The record is from RefSeq and is a predicted model, not a curated record. The transcript has 6 exons. Gene Ontology annotation, molecular function: ubiquitin-protein transferase activity.
AUGAAUCAUUUAUAUAAAAAAAUCUUUGGAUUUGAUAUAUUAAAUCGAUGUGGUAUUAAUGGAAUUGAUAGUAGUAAUUCAGCCGAUGUAUUUAAGGCAUUUAUUAAAUACCUUGAUGAAAACUAUCCAAUUGGUGGAAUGGAGGAUAUACCAAAAACAAGUUUAUUUCCAGAGAUGUCAAAACAAGGUAUUUAUACUUCAUCUAUGAAACCAAUUGAAAAUGGUAAAUGGAUGUACGAACUUACACCAUCAAGAACAUCAGUUAGAUUUGGGUGGGCAAUUUGCAGUACUCUUGAUAACAGUUUAGGAACAUUACUACCAAAAGAUUAUAAGGUUAUAGAUUCAUCAUCAAAGAAAUUUUCAAUUCCAAGACCUGAUGGUAUGAUAUUUGGUUGCUCAAUCAAUGUGGAUGAAAAUUCUGUAGUAUUUUACUCUAAUGGCCAUGAAAUUCAUCGAAAUGAUCUCCAUAAGAAAAAUGCAGAUGGCCAUUAUUCAAAUAAACUUAUUAAUGAUGGUGGAAAAACUACAACUGAUGGUGGUAAAAUAUUUUAUAUACCGUAUAUUGCCAUAGAAACCUCUUUAGCUCAACCAAAUUUUGGUGGUCGUCCAUUCUCUUUUAAAAUCAAUGAUUUCAAACCAAUCAUCUCUGAAAAUUUACAAAAAUCAAAAAGAACAUCAUAUUUAAUUUCAGUUUUUUUUUCAGUUAUACAAUCAAAAUUAGUAUUAGAAUCAACAUAUAAUGAAAUAUUAUUAUGGUUAACACCAAUAAUAUUUUCAAAUUUAACAUUAUAUACAAUUCAAUCCCUUUUAAUGAAAACACUAUACAGAAACAUUGGUUUAGUUGAUGAUUUUAUUGAGGCAUUAAAAUCAAAUUUAGUUCCUGUUUUGUUUAUUCAAAUAAUGAAACAAAUAUUUUCAAUUCUUACUUUAGAUUGUAGACCAAUUCCAAAUCAUUCAACUAAACCUUUAAAAAUAUUUUUAAAAUUAUUACAAAAUGAAAUUACUCUUCAAUUUUUUAUUUCAGAAGAAAAUAAUAUUUUAAUUUUAAAUUAUGUUUUUGCAAGGGAAACUGUUGUUGCAACUGAAGAUAAUGUUUAUUCAAGAGAAAAUAGAAAACCAAUUGAAUUUGAUAGAAAUAGAGAAAGAUACGAAAUUCAAAAAAAAAUAUUUAAUUAUUGUUUAAAAUCAAAUUUAUCAGAUUUAGUAAAGAUUUGGUUAGCAAAGAUUAUUAAAGUAGACCUUAGCCAUGAAAUAGAAAAAGCAAAAGGUAAUUCUGUAGAAAGAUUUACUUUUCCAUUUCUCUUCAAUUUAUUCAAUCUCUUAUCAGAAUAUUUAGAACCAUCAUUAAUAGACUCUAGACAGGUUGACCGUUUACCAUUAGAAUUACUUUAUAGAGAAAAGUUUGACCAACCAAAUAGACAAAGACUUGGUGGUGUUUUAAGUCAUCUUUUAAAGAAUAAAGAGGCCAUUGAAUCAUUUGAAAUCGAAUCAAUUAAACAUAAAGAAGAUGUAGAUAAUAUUUUAGAUCCAGAUUUUAUUGUUCUCUUUGAACAUUUAAUAAAUAUCUUUGAUCUCAGUAUUUGCAGACAAAUUUCAAAAUUAGAUUCAUUACCACUUCAACUAAUCGAAACAUUUUUAACUUAUUUAGAACCUGAUGUAUAUCAAGGUUUGUGUACCAUUGAAAGAUUAAAAAUUCGAUCCAUCAAAAAAGAAUUAAAUGAAGAGUUAAUAUCAACAGAUUAUGUUUGGUUAGUUUUCUCAUUUAUGGUCAGAUAUAUAAAUAGAAUUAUAUUAAAUCCAAAUUAUGAAUAUAUCUAUUUCAUUUACGAUUAUUAUUUAAACAAUUGUAUAACAAUUUUCAAUUAUUUUGCGGAAAACAACCUAUCCUUAUUAUUAUCAGCAUCAAAUCUUAAAACCACUGCCACCUUUUUAACAAUUCUUUUCAAAUUGAACAACCAUGUAGUAGAUAGAACUACCUCAAAUCUUAUUUCAACUACAAUCAUAGAAUUACUCUACAUUAAAAAUAUAUUGGUUAUGAUGCACAAUUUACCAUCUUUCCCAACAAUGAUAAAGAAUUUACUCCUCAAAUUGGACGAACCAGAUAUUGUAAUUUUCACUCUUCUUUUUGAUUCAUCUCUUCCACCAUUCUUAAACGAAAUUGAAAAAAUAUUUCAAGAAAAUGGUAUUUUCCUUUUAAAAUUAUUAAAAUGUUUAUACUCGCAAAUACCACAAUCUAAAAAGAAUUCAAUUGCUUCUUCUCAAAUAAAUUUAUUAUCAUAUUUAAGUAAAAAUAUGUCACAUUUAAUUUUAGAAGAUGAAACAUUUUUAUUUAUUACAGGUCAGUUUUAUUUAUAUAUCUUUGAAAAGAUUAAUAUGGGAAAUGAUAUUGAAAAAGAGUUUUAUACAAAUAUAUUUUAUCAAUUAUUACCAUCAAUUUAUUUCUUUUCAAUAUAUAAACCACAAAAUUCAAAUUUAUCAUUUUCAAAAUCAAUCGACUACAAUAACAAAAUUGAUAAUUUAAUAAAGCUUUUAGAGAAUAUAGAUGAAAAUAAUCAAAAUUUUAUUAUUAAUUUACAAUUACAACAAAAACAAAAGCAACAACAACAGCAACAACAACAACAACAGCAGCAACAACAACAACAGCAACAACAAAGACAUGGCCAAUCAAAUCCAGAUCAAAAUCAAGAUCAACAACGUUAUCCUCAUCAAGACUCUGAUGAUCCAGGUUCAUUCUCUUUUGACUAUAGUGACGUAUUUGGUUUAAAUAUUAGAUUAGAUAAAUCUUAUAAAAAUAUCAACUAUAGAAAUAUAAUUAUUAGAAUCGACCACGAAAAGAAACAAAAGUUAAUAGAAUUUUUCAAAGCAUUACCAAAUGAAAAUAGUGAUCAAAACAAUGACAACUUGUGCUCCAUCUGUUAUGCAUAUGAAAAAGAUACUGAAUUCCUUCCAUGUAAACAUAGAUCUUGCCAUCAUUGUAUUACUCUUCACUUACUAUCAAAUGCUACCUGUUUCUUUUGUAGAGUUAAAAUUGACCAAUUUAAUUUAAUUGUAAAUAACAACGACAAUAACGAUGAAGAUGAAAAUAAUGAAGAUAAAGAAGAAGGAGAUAACAACAAUAAUAAUAAUAACAAUAACGAUGAAGAUGAAAAUAAUGAAGAAAACAGUUACCAAAAGACAAUUCAUCAACAACUUUCAAAACAAUUAAAUAUUAACAAAAACAAUCCAAUUAAUUAAUCAAUUUUUUCCUCCUUUUUUUUUUUUUGUAAAUUUAGAAAAAAAUAAAAUAAAGUAGUAUAAAUAUAUUAUUUUU